AUGUCAACAGCUGAUCAGAGAUGGGGCAGGAAACGUGGUAAGACACUGGGACCCCCGGAUCAGUCCCAACAAAUACCCAACGUAUCCACAGCCAGAAACCUGGGUGUCGUUGUUGGUGCGGAUUUCAUGUCUGAACUGCGGUGCCAAGAGGCAGCAAAACGGGCACCAAUGGCCUCACACCAGGUGGAACAACAACUGCAUCAGGGGACACGCACUGACGCUCCGCAAGAUGCAGUCAAACGGUCUGCCGAUGAUCUAUCGUCUGUCGAGGAGGGUGACAUAUCUCUGGAAUGCGCUUCCGGAGGACGUGGUGGAAGAGCCAAACGGUAG
Echinostoma caproni is the source of this 330-nucleotide messenger RNA. NCBI's taxonomy places the organism in Eukaryota, Metazoa, Platyhelminthes, Trematoda, Plagiorchiida, Echinostomatidae. The record is from the annotation of a GenBank genome assembly.